This is a messenger RNA of Oncorhynchus gorbuscha (pink salmon), 1176 nucleotides long. Its product is annotated as lithostathine-1-like. The coding region runs from base 513 to 1049 and encodes 178 amino acids. The record is from RefSeq and is a predicted model, not a curated record. Lineage: Eukaryota; Metazoa; Chordata; Actinopteri; Salmoniformes; Salmonidae. The transcript has 2 exons.
CUUUACCGAGUACAUUCAAUACCACAGUGCAUGUUUCAACUGAACACCUAACCUCUGACCCAGUGACUACUGUACCUGUUCAAGAUAGGACCUCAACGCCUGUACCAAGUACAUUCAAUACCACAGUGCAUGUUUCUACUGGACACCUAACCUCUGAUCCAGUGACUACUGUACCUGUUCAAGACAGGACCUCAACAUCUUUACCGAGUACAUUCAAUACCACAGUGCAUGUUUCAACUGAACACCUAACCUCUGACCCAGUGACUACUGUACCUGUUCAAGAUAGGACCUCAACGCCUGUACCAAGUACAUUCAAUACCACAGUGCAUGUUUCUACUGGACACCUAACCUCUGACCCAGUCACUACUGUACCUGUUCAAGACAGGACCUCAACAUCUUUACCGAGUACAUUCAAUACCACAGUGCAUGUUUCAACUGAAGAGGCGACUACUAAACAACUUACUACUGAGAAUGUAAAACAUCAAUCAACAACUGAGACUGCAGACACAGAAAUGCAACACAGCAUUACACAAGUGACUACUGAACAUACUUCUGCCCUACAUAUAACCACAGUGGCUGAGACUGCUCCAUACAGUACUACAGAGCCUGUCAGUCUCUCCACUGUUAUGCCAAAUGAAAACAGUCAAGGUUUAAGUCCAGACAACCUGAUAUUGAUCCAUGAGAACAUGACGUGGAACGAGGCCGUGAGCUACUGCAGAGAGCACCACGUUGACCUGGUCUCGAUCACUACAGAGCUGCUUCAGUACUGGGUGGCAGAGAGGGCUGCCAACGCCACCUCAUCCCACGUCUGGGUGGGCCUGCGCUUCACCUGUUCAUUCCACUUCUGGUUCUGGAUCAGGUCUGAUGCAGGCUGCUACCAGAACUGGGCCCCCGGGCACGGCUCAGACAGCCAGCAGGACUGUGGGAUUGCAGGGGCUGUAGAGACCACCGGGAGGCAGCAAUGGGUUAGUCUGGAGGAGAACCAGAGGCUCAACUUCAUCUGCUACAAAUGUUCUGGGGACAGUGGUGAGGGGUUGAUACAUCCCUGAUUCGGACAACUUUUGUAUUAUGUAUGUUUCUUGUGCAACGUGAAAAAUGUACACUACCGUUCAAAAGUUUGGGGACACUUAGAAAUGUCCUUGUUUUUGAAAGAAAGCACAUUUUUGUCCAUAAAAU